AUGAGAAACUUAAACAUAGAAAUAGGACAAAAAAUAGGACAGGAAAUAACAGAGCAUUGCCCAUUCAUAAAGCCUUGCUUUCAUAAGCUAGCUAAUGGCGAUUUUUGUGUAUUCAAUGGCUAUGCAAAUGAGGAUAUACAUUAAAAUGGCAAAAUGGGGUGGCGAACUAAUCCACGCUCUUAAUACUUGAGCUGGGGUCACCCAGGGACCUUAGAGAAGGAGGAUAGCGUUCGGCAAUGUCCAUCCACCAGGUUUUACUUGGUUUGGUGGAAAGCAAUGUCUGAUUAGGCCGAUUAAAGCUCACAUCCAGGCCUCGGAGAAAGAUUGGACUAGGAGUUGUGAAGGGAUCUCCCAGCAACACCAGUGAUGUUACUCCUGGCCAAUUGGGAACGAUUUCAAGCGCGAUAUCAGGCGCUGCGUCCUAAACUAUGAAUUUUCAUCUUGGCUGACAGGCGACCAGAAAAUUCAUUUUUUGAAUUUUCUCAAAGCCGAACCCCGCUGGCAGCCUUUAACUCACUCUUAGUGAAUGCAAGCCUUCGCCCGUGAGGAGAAACACCAUGAGAGGCCGUGCCCUAUUAGCAAGCAGUGGAGCGUUACGGAGGCAAAUAUGGUCAACUUGAUAGGCCAACAGAGAGCUUCUCUUAUAAUCUUAGUUAAUUUUAAGACUAUGUAAAUGGGUAUAAAAAGGUCCACAAAGAUUUUGCUGAUAAAAGUGGGUGACAUUUUUUAAGGAGAAAUGUCAUAGUCUGAAAUGACUGCAUAAAGCUUCGCUAUGGAUAUAAAAAAGAAGACUGCCCAGUGGUCUGAGAUUUCAUGGAAAAAUACAUCACAACCAUGGCAAAGCUUUUUAAAGGCUUUAGGCUAGACAACGCUCAUAGCACUCCUAUUCACGUUUCUGAAUAUUUAUUGGCUAAAGCUAGAGAAGUCAACCCAAACAUUCUAAUCACAGCUGAGCUUUUUACAGAAGACAUCAAUACAGAUGCAAAAUAUGUCAAACAUCUUGGGCUUAAUUUAUUGAUCAGAGAAGCCAUCCAUUGCCCAGACUUGAAUUCAAUGGGAAACUCUAUUUUCCAACAUAGCAGUGGCGAAAUUUUAAGCAUAAAUACUCCUGAAAGAACUAACUAUGAAGACAGCCUAACUUUUAUGGGAUUUUCAUCAGAAAUUCAACGCUGAGAAUCUGUCCCUAUCCCUGCUUUAUUUUAUGAUUGCACCCAUGAUAAUGAUCCUCCUGCCAGAAAAAGAACUCCCCAGGAUGCCUUGCCUCAUGCAUUUUUAACAGCAUUUACCAAUUGUGCUAUUUCUUCAACCCGUGGAUAUGAUGAAUUUAUACCUAAAAACCUUUCUGUUGUAAGCGAAAAGCGACUGUACUCCCCUCCUGACUAUUCUUCUCAAGCAAUUCCUGAGGUGACAGCAAUAGAUUUUAUUGAGGACCCUAUUAGGGUUUAUGUAGAGUUCUCAAUUGGAGGAAGAUACAAAGAAGUCUCUGUGUAUGGAGAAUGGGAUAAUUGAGUGAAAAAAAUAAAUUUAAUGCCUAUAGACAAAUAUAAAUGAGGGGUAAAACUACUGUUUCCAAAGGACUAUGACGGCAAAGAAUUAGCCUAUAAGUACAUGGCUGAUAAAAAAUGAGCUUUUGAUCAGAGGUUAAAAACAAUUGGAAAAGGAACAAAAAUAAAUAAUUUACUUUCAGUCAGCACAAAUAUUCAAGCUUUUCCAGGGAUCUAUGAAAAUUUAUAUUGCGCACGUAAAUUUAUCAAUUUUUUGCAUCGAAAGAUGGCAGAAAAGAAAUUUGAUAGAAUUGGUGUGAAUCAGUGUAGUGAAGAUGUAAUGAUGGUAGUGAGAAAAAAUAUAGAAAAUGGAGAAAGCUAUGUGCUAAUUGCGAGAUCAGCUUUUAAACAGAAAGCAAAUAAAGUUAAUGUAAAAGGAAUUAGGCUGCCAGGGCAAAUUGUAGCAGCUGAAUUUAUAGGAAUCUUAAACAUGAGAAAGACAAGAUUUGAAGAGGAUAAAAAAUUUAUUAACGGUCUCAAUGGAGCUUUAGAUAUUUUCACAAAUUUUGAUAAGUUUUGCAGGGUAUUAAAGGAUUCAGCUGAAAAUGUUGAUGUGAUAGACUUAAUGGGUAUUCCACAAACAUUUGUGCUGGUUUUAAAAUUAAAGGGUUAA
Blepharisma stoltei is the source of this 2157-nucleotide messenger RNA. NCBI's taxonomy places the organism in Eukaryota, Ciliophora, Heterotrichea, Heterotrichida, Blepharismidae. The record is from the annotation of a GenBank genome assembly.